Molecule: messenger RNA, 3065 nt
Organism: Lates calcarifer (barramundi perch)
Lineage: Eukaryota; Metazoa; Chordata; Actinopteri; Centropomidae
Exons: 4
Coding region: 334-1686 (450 amino acids)
Source: RefSeq, a predicted model, not a curated record
GUUACGAUGAUCAGAGAAAACGAAACUUAACUUUAAGCAGGAAACACGCUGGAGUCUCAUUUCCUCAGAAGACAUGAUCUGACUUUGAUUUAGUGCUGGAGACAUUGACUCAGAAGUCAGGAGACAUCUGGAUGAUAGUGGCUUUGUUGACAAACUGAAUAUACAUGUAACGUUCAGGUGCAAGGGACCUGACAUUAUGUCAAUGACAGGACCCCACAAAGAUAGGUAGGCAGGUAGGUAGGUUGAGGUGUGUGUGUGUGUGUGUAUGUGUGUGUGGAACGCUGCGGGGUUCCACAGGUGUAACUGUGUCGUCACGUUCGUUAUGAUGGUUCAAUGCCACUGUCUUCAUCAAGCCAGAGUUUAAGCCAUAGACUGUAUGUAACUAAUCAGAUCUACACAGACCUUCACAGAGUAAACGACGGAGUAAUUAUCAGUAUGGAGAAAGUACCGAAUUGUGCAUUAAUUGAUGAAGCAUCACUUGACAUGGAUGAGGAGAUGUCAUCAGAAGAACUUGGAGAACUGAGGUGCAGCGAUUUGGAUGUUCCCCUGUUCACAUCAGAAACCUUCGAACCAGUGAUUGGCAUAUUUCUAAAAGAUAUCAGGGAUGAGCAGUGGAUGUUGUUGGAAGCCCGAAACAUCGACUCAGAUAUGAUCUUUCUACUGUCCAACAUGUGUCACGCAAUAGUAGAGAUGGCCAGCGACUUAAUCCUGGAAGCUGUGGAACCUCAGGUUCUUACCUGGGUGCAAAGGCAGACAUCCCUGGACAGCGCCAGCAGCUCCACCAAUACUUCUAUCUUAAAAGAUAGGAAUUAUUACAGAGUGACAGAGGAAGAUAUCCAAGCCAGCUUUGGAGAUUCCCUUCAACAAUGCUUUGGUGCAUCGCUUGGAGUAGAACAGGAACGGUCACUCGACUCUGAUAAACUGCUGGGGUUGUUCUCAGCAGCGGUGAAGAGGAAAGUGAACUUAGAGCUGGAUCUCAUCAGUGAAUCAGUCACAAAGCCAGAGGAGCCUGCAACUGAGACACAGUCAUGUGACUCUCACACUGAGGAUAUGGUUUACCAUAUCGCUCAUAUACUAAGAAGAUGUGUACCACACCUGGAGUCAUCUUACAACCAAGGAUGUCAGGGCAGUAAUUGCUCAGGGUGUGGCUGUAUAGAUGAAGCGAUGGUUCUUGAGGACUUCGAAGAAGAGGAGGACAUCACUGAGACAGUCUGCUCAGGGGGUCACUGUCCAGAUGAGAUGGCAGACAUCAAGGACUGUAGAGAAGAGGAAGACAUGGCUGAACCGGGACGCGCAGAGAGUUACAGUCCACUCAAAGUGAUAAUUAUUGAGGACUUCAAUGAGGAGGAGGAAAUAGAGGACUCAGACACCCCAGCUCAUGAGAGGCCAGAGCACUCUCAAACUGAUGGGAUGCAGAGGACAUCAGGAGGAAACAGCUUGGUGAAGAAAGUAUGGAGGUGUUUCAGAAAAAAGAACAGCAAAGUUUCCCCAGCCUGUGAAGUAAAGAAUCACCGUGAAGUCAAAGAAUUUGAGAAAGGAUCGAACGCCUCCGCCUUCAAGGAACCAGAGGUGCCCCACCAUCACCACAAUGCUCUCUUCAGUGGCCAGAAUCUUCAAGAAGCCCUUCACCUCCUGCCAGCCAACGUGGAUAACUGGAUGACUGGAACACGCAAGUAUUGUGUGUAAUAUUUACCCCCUACCCCAGUCUUUUCUUGUCUUGUAUUAAUCUUGAAAAAAACUAAAUCAUUGACCAAUCUCUCUCAAAAAAAAAACAAAAACAAAAACAAAAAAAAAAGAAAAGAAAAAAACAAGAAAAAAUUGAUAAUUUUUCAAGAUUAGUGCACACUCUUAGUAAGGAUAUGUUUAGUAAAGUACAGGACAGAUUUGUUUGACACAGUCAAGGCAGACAUGAAGAAACAUCUGGCAGAGAACAAAGGAAAAACAACAGAAGUGGUGAGUAGAAGCUCUCACCAUUACAGGUCAGCGUGGAAGUAAAGGCAUCCUUUUUAAGAGUGAGGGCAGCACGGUGGCUCUCUGUGGCCACACAGGAAGAUCACUCUGGUCUCUCUGUGAGGAGUUUGCAUGUUCUCCCCGUGUUGACGUGGGUUUUCUCCGGGUUCUCCGGUUUCCUCCCACAUUGAAAAAACAUGCACAAUUGGAAACAAUAAAAAAAAUAAAUAAAUAAAUUGACUUGUAGUUGUGACACUUUUGUCAUGAUUAGUAGUUUAGAAUAUUUGCCAAGUUGAAGGUAGUGGUCAGGUAGUGUGCAGUAAAUCUAAUCAACCACUAGAUGGCGACAAACAACCAUCAUUGUUUCUGCACACUCUGACUCAGUGUACAAACUCUCCUGAUGCAGCACUGGUGUUUUUAGUUGUGGGCUCACAUAUGAAAGGACACAUACAAACUGCAAAAUAAAAAUGUUAAAUGAGGCAGUAUAUCAUGUCAAAAUGUGUUUCUAAGCAUCCAGCUUGUUUCACGCUCAUAAUCCAGACAAAUCCAAAAUGAUAAGAAAUCAUUCAAGGUUAACAGGAAGUUUAGAAAUUAAAUUUUAUAUAUACAUAUAUAUCAUUUAUAAUACGUGUGUGUAUAUAUAUAUAUAUAUAUAUAUAUAUAAGGCUCAUACAGCUACCAUGUUUGAUAUGUACUGCAAAUCACAGUUCGUAUACACAGUACACUUAAUCACAGUUACAGAUCGAUCACCAUAUUCAGAAUGCAGGUUUCAGUAAAACAUAAAGGCAUUGUUGGAUAAGUGGUCACAAAGCACAGUAGAAAUAUUCUUCGUUUGGCGUAUCACUGAUGACCAGGACAAGGAAAGGUUUUCAUCUGCUGUUUCUACUGAUGGUUUCUAACUCCUACAUGGAACACUACAUAUAUUCUAUUGCUCAUGUGCUCUUUUUUUUUAAGAGCCCAGUUUGCACCUUGUCCUAUUAGCUUGUCCUAAUAGGCAAACGUAAUAAGUUUUAAAAGUACUAUACAACAACACUAUGUGCAUAUACUGCACUGUAUGUUCAAACAUACAGCAAAAAUGUAUUUACAUAUUUGACUGUGGCCAGUUUUUGAAACAC